This is a messenger RNA of Eurypyga helias (sunbittern), 2221 nucleotides long. RefSeq names its product solute carrier family 20 (phosphate transporter), member 2 (gene SLC20A2). The transcript is spliced from 10 exons. The record is from RefSeq and is a predicted model, not a curated record. Lineage: Eukaryota; Metazoa; Chordata; Aves; Eurypygiformes; Eurypygidae. Gene Ontology annotation, cellular component: membrane. Gene Ontology annotation, biological process: phosphate ion transmembrane transport. The coding region runs from base 263 to 2221 and encodes 652 amino acids. Gene Ontology annotation, molecular function: phosphate transmembrane transporter activity.
GACAGAACAUCGCAGUUGUACCAGUUUGGGAGAAAAAUAUGGAAUGUCUUUCACUGCUGACCGAAGGCAGCCAAAUGAACAGUAUUUAUAGUAGUUUGAAAAUCAGCAGUUAGCAGUUUCUUCACAUUCUAACACUACCCAGCACUUUCCAGAGAGAACUCAUUGUUUACAAGAAAUCUGCUUUCCAAAUCCGUUACGGUGCCCUCCAGCCUUGACUAUUAACUAUUUGCAAAGGGGAAGCUGAGCUACGGUUUGGGGAAAGAUGGCAAUGGAAGAGUACCUGUGGAUGGUCAUUGUGGGCUUUAUCAUUGCUUUUAUUUUAGCCUUUUCGGUUGGUGCAAAUGAUGUUGCCAAUUCCUUCGGCACGGCUGUGGGCUCUGGUGUCGUUACUUUACGCCAGGCUUGCAUUUUGGCUUCGGUUUUUGAAACCACUGGCUCGGUAUUACUGGGAGCAAAAGUCGGAGAAACGAUUCGGAAAGGUAUCAUUGAUGUUAACCUGUACAACAAAACUGUCCCGCUGCUGAUGGCAGGAGAAGUGAGUGCGAUGGUUGGUUCUGCUGUGUGGCAGCUGAUUGCAUCGUUCUUGAAACUCCCGAUAUCAGGGACCCAUUGCAUUGUAGGUGCUACGAUUGGAUUUUCUCUGGUGGCAAUUGGUACGCAGGGAGUUCAGUGGAUGCAGCUUGUCAAGAUCGUUGCCUCUUGGUUUAUUUCCCCACUGUUAUCUGGUUUGAUGUCUGGAGUCCUCUUUGUGCUGAUUAGAUUCUUCAUUUUAAACAAGGAAGACCCUGUGCCCAACGGUCUUCGCGCACUUCCAGUGUUUUAUGCUGCUACCAUAGCUAUUAACGUGUUUUCCAUCAUGUACACGGGGGCACCAGUACUGGGACUGGUACUGCCAAUGUGGGCCAUUGCUCUAAUAUCCAUCGGCGUAUCCGUAGUAUUUGCUGUCUUAGUCUGGAUUUUUGUGUGCCCCUGGAUGAAGAGAAAAAUAGAAAGCCGGUUAAAGAAAGAUGCUGCACUGUCAAGGAUAUCAGAUGAAAGCCUUGAUAAAAUCCAAGAUGAAGAAACACCAGUCUUUAAAGAGCUUCCCGGUGCCAAAGCAUCUGACGAGAGCACAAUUCCCCUUACUGGCUCAGCAACAGAAGCUGCUGGGGCAUCAGAUGCUAUUGCGAACGGAAACCAUCCACAUAUACCGUAUGGAAGGGCAUUUUCGAUGACGCACACCUCGGUGAAAUCCCCUGUUUCCAACGGCACUUUCAGCUUUGAUGGCCAGGUGAGGAGCGACGGCCACGUUUAUCACACUGUGCACAAGGACUCAGGUUUAUACAAAGACUUGCUCCACAAAAUACACCUGGACAGGGCCACCGAUGAAAGGCCCGCGCAGGAAAACAACUACAAACUCCUACGGCGCAACAACAGCUACACGUGUUACACAGCUGCUAUCUGUGGCAUGCCCGUGCAUUCCUCCUUUAAGGCAGCAGACACGUCAACUCCAGAGGACAGCGAGAAGUUAGUGGGAGACACGGUUUCCUACUCCAAGAAGCGAGUUCGCUACGACAGCUACUCCAGCUAUUGCAACGCAGUGGCCGAGGCAGAGAUCGAGGCAGAGGAAGGUGGGGUAGAAAUGAAGUUGGCCUCUGAACUCGCAGAUCCCAACAGGCCCCCCGUUGAUCCCGUGGAAGAGGAUAAGGAAGAGAAAGACACGUCUCAGGUCCAUCUGCUUUUCCACUUCCUCCAGAUCUUAACAGCCUGCUUUGGAUCCUUUGCCCACGGAGGUAAUGAUGUCAGCAACGCAAUCGGUCCCCUCGUCGCGCUCUGGCUUAUCUACGAGCAAGGCGGUGUCAUGCAAGAAGCGUCGACUCCCGUCUGGCUGCUGUUUUACGGAGGUGUUGGGAUCUGUGUGGGCCUCUGGGUCUGGGGUAGGAGAGUUAUCCAGACCAUGGGUAAAGACCUCACGCCAAUCACACCGUCAAGUGGAUUCACUAUUGAGUUGGCUUCGGCGUUCACAGUUGUGGUAGCUUCCAAUGUUGGACUUCCUGUCAGUACUACACACUGCAAGGUGGGCUCCGUGGUGGCCGUCGGCUGGAUCCGCUCCAAGAAAGCCGUCGACUGGCGCCUUUUCCGCAACAUCUUCCUGGCGUGGUUCGUGACUGUGCCGGUGGCCGGCUUGUUCAGCGCCGGCGUGAUGGCGCUGCUGACCUACGGGGUCCUGCCGUACGUCUGA